This is a messenger RNA of Sipha flava (yellow sugarcane aphid), 872 nucleotides long. RefSeq names its product muscle-specific protein 20 (gene Mp20). Gene Ontology annotation, molecular function: protein binding. Bases 114 to 668 code for a protein of 184 amino acids. The record is from RefSeq and is a predicted model, not a curated record. The transcript has 4 exons. NCBI's taxonomy places the organism in Eukaryota, Metazoa, Arthropoda, Insecta, Hemiptera, Aphididae.
AGCAGUUUUCAAUUUUCAGCCACAACCCGCAAACGACGCACAGUCUUUCCGCGUCCGUUAACUUUUCCGCCAUUCUCGUUUUGUUUGCGUAGCGUGUAUUCCCGUGGUAAAACAUGUCUCUCGAACGUGCGGUUCGCGCCAAACUUGCUUCCAAACGAGACCCUCAACAAGAGAAAGAAGCCCAAGAAUGGAUGGAAUCUAUUCUAGGCAGGAAAUUCCCAAAGAACUAUCCAAUGGAGGAAUACCUCAAGGACGGUCAAGUAUUAUGUGAACUCAUGAACAAAAUCAGCCCUGGAAGUAUACCCAAAUACAACACUACCGGCGGACAAUUCAAAAUGAUGGAAAACAUUAACUUAUUCCAGAAGGCCAUUAAAGCGUACGGAGUAGCGGACUUGGACGUUUUCCAGACCGUCGACUUGUACGAGUGCAAAGACUUCGCGCAAGUGAUCACAACGUUGUUCUCUCUGGGCCGUGAAACUUACAGACACCCGGAAUGGAACGGUCCUUAUCUGGGACCGAAACCGUCCGAGGAGGCUAAGCGUGAUUUCUCCGAGGAAACGUUGAAGGCCGGUCAGACCAUUAUCGGACUCCAGGCCGGACAGAACAAGGGCGCUUCGCAGGCAGGCCAAAACAUUGGCGCCAGCAGGAAGAUCAUCAUCGGCAAAUAAUCCCGUGAAACGUAUAUACCUUUAUCAUUAUAUUAUAUCGUAAUAAAUAAUACGUGUCCCGUGACGUCAAAGUCCCGUGUCGUCGUUGUGUAUAGACGGUUUUAAAAUGCGAGAGAAUGUUGUCUUAUUGUAAUAUUCGUUAUUAUUGUUUCCACCCGACUAUAUUAUUAUUAUAAUUAAAUCCAGCUGGUUUUUUUAUUUUAA